Messenger RNA from Naegleria lovaniensis, 939 nucleotides. RefSeq lists its product as uncharacterized. Gene Ontology annotation, molecular function: acetyl-CoA C-acetyltransferase activity. Gene Ontology annotation, biological process: fatty acid beta-oxidation. NCBI's taxonomy places the organism in Eukaryota, Heterolobosea, Eutetramitea, Acrasida, Naegleriidae. The coding region runs from base 1 to 939 and encodes 312 amino acids. The record is from RefSeq and is a predicted model, not a curated record. The transcript has a single exon.
AUGAAAGCCAUUCAUUACGGAUCUUUGCAAAUCAUGACUGGAAUGAGAGAUGUUAUUGCUUGCGGUGGAGUUGAGUCCAUGUCUAACGUUCCCUAUUAUUUGACUGAUUAUAGAAAUGGAAAAAGAAUGGGAGAUGGUAAAGUGAUUGAUGGUAUGAUGUACGAUGGUUUAUUUGAUCCAUAUAAUAAGAGUUUGAUGGGUCAAUUUGCUGAUGUCACUGCAUCUACUCAUAAGAUAUCAAAGCAAGAUCAAGAUGAUUAUGCUAUCAAGAGUUAUGAAAAAGCUGCAAAGAAUGUUGAGAAUUUCAAGAAGGAAAUUGUACCUGUGAAAGUUAAUAAUGUCACUUUUGAUAGAGAUGAGGAGGUUACCAAAUUCAAAGGAGCAGAUAAACUAAGAUCGCUGAAACCUGCAUUCAGUAAGGAGGGAGGAACUGUGACUGCUGGAAACGCAUCAAAAAUUUCUGACGGUGCUGCUUUCGUUUUACUGGUCAGCGGAAAGUUUUUGAAAUCCAAUCCAACCUAUCUUGCAAGUUUGAGAAAUGAAAAUGUCUUUGAAGUGUUAUCUUUCGAGGAUGCAGAAAAAGAACCACAAUGGUUUACAAUUGCACCUAGCUUAGCCAUUCCAAAAGCUUUGAAGAGAGCUGGUCUAACUGUCAACGAUGUGGAUUAUUUCGAAAUUAACGAAGCAUUUUCUGCUGUGGCUUUGGCGAAUUCGAAACUUUUAAAUCUUCCAGAAGAGAAGGUAAACAUUUGGGGAGGUGCUGUUGCCAUCGGUCACCCACUGGGCUGCAGUGGUGCUCGAAUCAUUGUCACACUAUGCAAUGUGUUGGCAACAAAUAAGAAGACAGUCGGAUGUGGAGGUAUUUGUAACGGAGGCGGUGGAGCUAGCGCUUUAGUAAUUAAGAGAGUAGAUCCUUCCCAAUUUAAAUCCUCUCUCUAA